Cariama cristata (Red-legged seriema) is the source of this 412-nucleotide messenger RNA. RefSeq names its product copper metabolism (Murr1) domain containing 1 (gene COMMD1). Gene Ontology annotation, biological process: positive regulation of protein ubiquitination; regulation of proteasomal ubiquitin-dependent protein catabolic process; negative regulation of sodium ion transmembrane transport. The annotation marks the transcript as partial. The record is from RefSeq and is a predicted model, not a curated record. The transcript has 2 exons. NCBI's taxonomy places the organism in Eukaryota, Metazoa, Chordata, Aves, Cariamiformes, Cariamidae. Gene Ontology annotation, cellular component: endosome.
UCAAUUGCUUCAGCGGACAUGGAUUUGAAUCAGCUGGAGGCUUUUCUCACUGCCCAAACCAAAAAACAAGGUGGCAUCACGUCAGAUCAAGCUGCAGUCAUUGCAAAAUUCUGGAAGAACCACCGGAUAAAGAUCCACGAGAGCCUGAUCAACCAAAGCCGGUGGGAUAAUGUCUUAAAAAACAUGAACUGGCGAGUGGAUCUGAAGGCACAGUCAAGACACAUUGAUCAGAUAAACACUCCUGUUGCGAUAGUUGAAAUGGAACUGGGAAAAAAUGAGCAGGAAUCGGAGUUUCUCUGUCUGGAGUUUGACGAGGCCAAGGUGAGCCAGAUGCUGAAGAAACUCUCAGAAAUAGAGGAGAGCAUGACUUCGUUGACUCAGACCACUUAACCAAAUAAAGAGAUUGCAACUC